CGAAAAAAAAAUUCUGAAGUUUCCACAUGUUUUUAAUUUUUCAUACAUUUUCUUUAAUAUCUCCAGUUAUCGUUAGACCAAUCGAUUAAUACUUUCAGUAUGGGUAAAUCUAAAGUCAAGAAACGCCAGAAGAACAGAGAUCGUCCAACUGGCCUCGAGAGUGUCAACGAAUUGGAGGCUGAAGAAAGUGAAAUCGGUGAAGCCGAGUCAGCGUGUGGUGGAGGUGCAAUUGCCGGGUUUAUAGAAAAGUUACAAAGUGCCAGUGUAGAAGAACGAGAAUGCGGAUGUGCCACAAUAGCCAACCUAGUAUGUCAAAAGGGGGCAGCAGGCAAGCUCAUGAAACAGAACAUUGUGAAGAUUUUAGGGCCUUUGAUGAUUGAUGAAAACUUGGGAGUAAGACAGGGGGCAGUGGGAACACUAAGAAAUCUGAGUACAAUGGAAGCAGAAGAUGUUUGUCCUAAGAUGGUUGCUGAUGAUGUUAUGACUCCUUUGAUUACAUUAUUUAAACAGUAUGAGGCUAACUGGAGCCCAGGCAAGACCAGUGACAAAAAGGUUGAUGUAAGAACAGAUAUAUUCCACCAGGCGAUGCAUCUUCUAUGGAAUAUUUGUGAAAAUAGUGAAAUUGCAGUAAACAUUUUGAACCAGUCUGACCUCAUAGAAACAUUAGUUCCUUGUCUACAAAGUUCUGUGUAUGGCCUUCCCCUAGCUGUCACAACAGCUCAAUGUCUGCACACGAUCUCAGAGAACAACACACAUGCUGUACAGCAAAUGUUGAAGCUCAAAGCAGAUGACACUUUGCAAAGCAUUAUGGGAAGCCCUCAUGAAGAUGGCGAACAACUGCUGCUUAGAACAUUAUCUGCAGGAACAUUAUAUAAUAUGCGGUGUGUGGAAAAGUCAACAAAUAUCUCUAGUGUGGAGGAAAUCAUGGGUGUUGUUAGUGAGGUUCUCACGCAAGAUGUCGUCUCCCAGAUAGUGGCUGCAGUUCAACUUACACCUGAUACUCAGAAAGAGGAAGUUUCAAGGUCACCAGACAGUGGGAUCAGCUCUCCGGAAGAAAACCAGUAUGUAAAAUACGAGAACAUGGUCCAAGAUGUCGAGCACAGCAUCCUUGCACAGCAGCUAGCACUUGAGAUAGCUGCCAACCUGUGCUGUAGUGAAGAUGAGGAGGAAGCAUGGGAAGAUCUCGACUCUAGUGACGCAAGUAGUGAGGAACUCUUCAAUGAGGAGGUAGAGGACAUGGACCAGGCUGAUAUUGUGUCUCCCCUAUCUGUACCCUCUGAAAUUCACUCUGCUAUUCUCUCCCAUCGAUUAAUUGACGUUGUCAUGGAGAAGACAGCCAUGUUGGAACCUGAUAUCCAUGAGCACCUCACAAAAACAGACUCUGGUCAAAAUGUACUGAAAAAAUUUGCAGACUCCCAGAGUAAAGCAUUACUGUGUAUCAACAACCUAGUGACAGGGGUAGACCUCACUGGCUUAGGGGGGCUAGAUAGGUUGGAGUCUAUAUGGACACAUCUCUCUCAGUUAGCCUUAAACAAACAUGUCCUGAAGAACCUGGCCCUACUGGAGGCUACUACUAGUGCAAUGAGGGCAACUAUACAGAUAUUGGCCAAUAAUAAAUCAAAUAAGUUCAAUGAGGUGUCUGCCAGUGAUUUACAGUUCUUGUUCGACAUGGGGCAGCAGUGUAACAUGGCAGCUGUCAGGGCUAACGUCAUACGCAUUAUUUCAACUAUAGGAUGUCUCCUGGUCACCAGGGACCCCUUGUCACCAUUACUCAGGAAUAUUGGUGUUUUUCUAAUCGUCACCUCCAUGAAGGAUGCAGAAUUGUGGGUAAUUGCAGAAUCGCUGGAUGCAACGUUUGACGUGUUUGGUGAAGAUAACACAAAGUCAAUUGAAUUGGAAAUCUCACUGCUGGAGAAACUUAAGUCACUGGCCCCCAUACUGAAAACUAAGAUAAACCAACAAAAACAUAAAUUAGGAGAACAUUUGCCAAUCAUACAGACUGCUAGGACGAAUCUAAUACGCUUCAUAAAGUACAAACAAACACACUGAGGCCA
This is a messenger RNA of Owenia fusiformis, 2054 nucleotides long. The record is from the annotation of a GenBank genome assembly. Lineage: Eukaryota; Metazoa; Annelida; Polychaeta; Sabellida; Oweniidae.